AUGAAAGGCUCUCCUGAUCUGAUUCCGUCUGCAGGGCUGGACCCUACAAGGGUGUGUAAAGGGAAGGGGGUCGUGACUCUGAGGGCCACUCUGGUCCACAUAGACGACGAGGACUGCGUCAGUGAAGAAUCAAACGUUGACACGGCACCAAGUGGUUGGAUUGGCCAGAUCAAUGGAGACGGCUCUCAAACGGGAUUGGCUGAUGGACGCUUCCACGACAUCACAGCUGAUUUACCUACAGUCAACAGAACUCAAGCCCAGGGAAGUUCACCUGUGAAGACAGAAGAGCCCCAGAUUCCUGCCUCGUUUGACAUUCAGAACUAUAUUUUGUCCACAAAGGCCACCUCUGCCUACCCAUCCACCACUAACACUGUCAACCCAACCAUAGUUCUGCUACAACACAACAGAGAGCAACAGAAGCAGCUUUCUAAUAUGGAAGACCCCACCCCAGAGAGGGACAAAUCGCCUGAUCCGGGACCUGUAGUUGGAACAGAGAGAGAACUGAGCCAACAUCCAGAUAUGGACGGCAAGAGGAUGAGGUACUCUCAAUCGCGUGUCUUGGUCCCACUGAACCAGCCCAUCGUGCCAGUACGGAACACAGAUAAGUCCAAGGACUGGUACAAGAACAUGUUUAAACAGAUACACAGAAUUCCAGAUGAGGGUCACUCGCCCUGUGGUUAUGUGGAAGAUGUGAAAGCGGUCCCACGGUCAAAAGGUGCUGCCGAAGUUGACCAUAGGUCGUCUAUGCCUGUGCCAACACGGUCCUCUUCCCUCAAACCUGCCAAAAGGAACGACUGGGAGCCCCCUGACAAAAAGGUAGACACCAGGAAGUACCGUGCCGAGCCCAAGAGCAUCUUCGAGUACGAGCCAGGAAAAUCGUCGGUGCUGAAACUGGAGAGAAAGACUCAGCACAUUAGCCCAGAAGAUGUAGAUAUAGAGAAUGAGCCUUGGUAUAGAUUCUUUUCAGAGAUGGAGUUUGAUAAAGCGCUUCGUCCAGCAGAGCUAAGAAUCGCAGGCGUUGGAGAGACUACAGACAGACACAGGAGAGCGAGAGAAGAGAACCUCACGACAGCUAAUGCUCCUGCAUCUGUUCUAGCUGGAAGAGACCUUCCUGUGGAUUUAUCAAUGACUUCUUUGUUUGGUCUGUUGCAGAGUGCCCCCUCUUUCAGCCCUCUGGAAACACCCUCCGACCUACAGAAGUACUCCGGGUGUAAGGCCGGACACAGCGAGGUGGAGAAGGACGAAGGAUCGUCUGGCAGCGAGCCAGCGGCUCCAGAAUGCGACCGCUAUGUCUACAAGAGCAUCCUGGAGGGCGGUGAUAUUCCCCUGCAAGGUCUGCGGGCCCUCAACAAGCGCCAUGCCAGCACCUCCUCUAAAGUGGAUUAUCAAGGUGGGAAUGGCUAUAUAAUUUCACCCUGCUCUUCUGUAAAUAGUCGAUCAGUUCUUGCCAGUAAUGCCCUAGGUUACCAGUGUAAGAAUAAGAAGCCCUUAUCCGCCGCCAAAGCCUGCAUACCCCAAAUCCUCCCCUCGAAGUUCAAACCUAAGCUGAUGGCCCCUAGUGGUGACAGCCAGGACAGGAGGACUGUGCCCGCCAGGCACCCAAAGGCACACAGCUGUGAGGAUAUAUACACAGGGAGCACGGGAGCAGAGGCCCGGGAGAGCGGACUACACUCAAACACAGACUCAGACUCCAAUGAUCUCCCCCUUGACUCUGAGACUGGUUUUCAAAAUGGCAACCCUGAGACUAGAAGGAGCACAGCAGAGUUCUCCACCCUGUACCGGAACAUGCACAGCAUCCAGAGACCUUCCUACUCGGCGGGCUCCAGCCCCCACGGGAGUGUCCGUAGCCUGACCUCCCUGUUUGAAAAGGUGGGGAUCAAUGAAACUGAUGGGGAGGGGGACGAGGCAGGGGGGAACAUUCCCCGGCGGGACGCUGUGUUGUCAAGGGUGUCGGCGUUUGAACUGAUCAUCCAGCGCUCCAGCCCGACUCCCACACGCUCUUCCUCCAUGCCAACGCUACCCACUGGCCCCACCCAAAACCACGGCGCCGCCAACCUCUUCAUGGCGUCUGCCGUCUCGGCUGAGUUGCUGCUGGUCACUGACCCUGGGCAGACAGAGGGCUGCCCUCUGGAGGACACGGAGGGCAAGGCAGCCCAAGACGAGGCCUCUCGAUCAGGCAGCGAGAUAGUGGAGGCGGUGGCAUCCUCGGAGUACAGUGACACCCUGCGAGCCGAGUCUCUCUCUGGGACUGAGGUAGAGAUAGAGCAGCACGGCUCCACAGAGAAAGCCCCAGUACCAAAAGAGAAACCCCCAGUGGUCACUUUCUCCAGAACCUCAAACAGUCCGCCAGCACCAGUCACUCCAUCUGCUCCCUCACACAACUACCACCUCCACAACCACCACCACCUUAAACCCAGCAGCAAGUGCAAAGGCUCCUGCCCAGCCUCCUAUACCCGGUUCACCACCAUCCGGCGGCAUGAGAGGCAGCAGCAGGCCUCAGCCCAGCAGGACAAACUCUCCACUCAGGAGAAAAUAAAGAACUCCUCCUCUCUCCCCGCAAACCUCUUGCUCAUGGGCCCUGCACCAUUCAUGGUGAAGAGGUCUCUCCAGUCUCACCGGGCCAAAAAUUAUUUCUCAGCCGCUAAGGUGAUGGCAGGUCAAAGGUCACAGACCCAUUCUAGUGAGCCCAGGCCCCUCAUCCCACAGCGUCUCUCUUCCUUGGAGGUGCUGGAGAGGCUUGGCACUGGAGAGGGUGCGCCGACCGACAGUGACAACAACCUGACUAAUGGGGGAGGCAUGGACGCCAAUGGGAAUCUUCUGCAGCCGCUGACAGCUCAUCGCAGAGAUUCAGACUCGUUCCAGGCUUUGACCCAAGGAGACCUUGGUGACGGCGAGGAUGAGGUGGUUAGGAGACGCCAUGGAGACAAAGAGAAAAUCUUGGAAGAGCAGCGGCGGCUGAAGAGGGAGCAGGAGGAGGCUGACACAGCAUCGAGGCGACAUACAGGAAUCGUUCCCACCCACCACCAGUUCAUCUCUAACGAACGCUUCGGAGACCUGCUCAACAUCAACAUCAACGACACAGACAAGAGGAAAUCCGGAUCAGAGAGAACUCCAGCCCUGGCUCGGUUUGACUUCAGAGCAGAGACUCUAAAGGAGUUGCCAUUUCAAAAGGGAGACAUUGUGUACAUCAUUCGACAGGUGGAUAAUAAUUGGUUCGAAGGGGAGCAUCACGGCAGAGUCGGCAUCUUCCCACGGAGUUAUGUUGAGCUCCUUCCCCCCACGGAGAAGGCCCAGCCAAAGAAGAGUGCCCCAGUGCAGGUGCUGGAGUAUGGAGAGGCCAUAGCACGUUUCAACUUCACAGGGGACACGGUGGUGGAGAUGUCAUUUAGAAAGGGAGAGAGGAUCAUCCUAAUUCGCAGGGUCGAUGAGAACUGGUACGAGGGCAAGGUCUCCGGGUCCAAUCGCCAGGGUAUCUUCCCCGUCACCUACAUAGAGGUGCAUAAACGACCCAGAAUCAAGAAUGGAUUGGAUUAUCCAGACCCACCCAUUGGCCAAUCACCUCACCGCAGCCUCAAUGCUUCCCCUCAGGUAAUGGCACACUCUCUUGUAGACUUCAGUCUCAACCGGCUCAUCACGUCCCCCCUGCCCCUCCCCCGCUCCCCCCGCCGCUCUGUGUCCCCCGAGGUCCACGCCAUCUCCUCUGAGUGGAUCUCCCUGACCAUAGGGGGUGCCGGCCCCCCUGCUGCCCCAACCCCUCCUCUACCCCCACUCCCCUCCGUGUCUUAUCGCUGGGGCGAGUACCUGCCCCCUUCCAUGUCCGCCAGCCCCGUGCCCCCCACCUGCGGCAGCCCCUACUGCAUCUCCCCAAUGGCCUCCCCUUCAGCCUCCCCCCUGCCCCCACCCCGCCCUGGCUCGGCCACCCCUUACCUCACCUUCACCCCGCCCCAGGGGGAGGACUUCCUGCUCUCCCCUCCCUCUCCUCGUCUGUCCCGCAGUCUGAGCCCCUGUGGGGGGGUAGGCCUGGAGAGCUGGCUGACAGGGGCCAGUCCCUUGCGCCUCCUGGAGAGGGAUUUGAUGGAGGGGGAGGGGGCAGAGGGAGACAGGGGCACUGGACGCGAAGCCCUGGGCUACUGGCGAAAUAGCCCUGCAGAGCUGGUGAAGAAUGAGAGUGACUACCAUGGUAGAACCUCCAGGAGCCCUGUCAUGUUGUUUGACAUCCACGACAACAACAUAAAUGCUAACUCAUUUGAGCAACCCCAGUCCCACAGCAGCAGCCCGGAGCCAGGUCGUCUCAGCUGUGGAAUUUUCCAGGCUUUGUACUGUUACGUGCCACAGAAUGAGGAUGAGCUGGAGCUGCAGGAGGGAGAUCUUGUCAGCGUAAUGGAGAAGUGCGAUGACGGCUGGUUUGUUGGUACCUCAAAGAGGUCCAAACAGUUUGGCACAUUUCCAGGAAACUACGUGAAAGAGGUCAACUUGUAACCUGUCAACAAACAUUUAUAGUGUGAGGAGAACCCAGCUCUAACCCUUGGUUACCAUUCAAGUUUUGGGAAGGCAUUACUAUUGCGCUUGAUUGUUUAUAUUAGGAUAGUCAUUCAGACAGGUGAAUACGUUUGUCUGGUGUAAGUGAUCAGUUUGGUGUGAGGUAUGUUAAUGUACAUGAGGCGAAGACAGGAGGAUGCUUUGCUGUUGACUCACUGCCCAAACGUUAGUGUAGUGUAUACGUACUCCAACCGUAUCCUAUACAGUACAUGGCUGAAUUUAUAAAAUAAUAUUCUGACAAUGGAACUUGUAGUAAAAAAAACUCCUCUCAAAAUGUCAACACAUACAGACUACGUUUACAAUAAGUUUACAAAACAUUAUGAACACCAGAUUUUUCCAUGACAUAGACUGACCAGGUGAAUCCAGGUGAAAGCUAUGAUCCCUUAUUGAUGUCACU
Messenger RNA from Salvelinus namaycush (lake trout), 4936 nucleotides. Its product is annotated as sorbin and SH3 domain-containing protein 1-like. Gene Ontology annotation, molecular function: protein binding. Gene Ontology annotation, cellular component: cell-substrate junction; cytoplasm; nucleus. The transcript has 25 exons. Gene Ontology annotation, biological process: cell-substrate adhesion. NCBI's taxonomy places the organism in Eukaryota, Metazoa, Chordata, Actinopteri, Salmoniformes, Salmonidae. The record is from RefSeq and is a predicted model, not a curated record. The coding region runs from base 1 to 4479 and encodes 1492 amino acids.